AUGCUAGAUGUUUUCCAAGCUCGUGGACACAACCAGGUAGACUCAUGUCGCCUCUACAAUGAAGGAAUCUCCGAAGAGUAUCUCGCUGCCUUUGAAUGGGAAAAAGGGGGUCUAGCAGCGGACACAAAAUUCUAUCCUACACAAGGUCGUUCAGGUAUGCCGGCACCGGAUGGCGGAUAGAGACUAUCUCCUUGACUAUUUGAGAAAGGCUUAGAUGUCGAGUUUGGAGGCGUUGAAAAGCGAGAAGUUUGGCAUGUGGUAUUUGCAUGGACCGGAUCGAGGAACGCUAAUUAA
Messenger RNA from Hymenoscyphus albidus, 294 nucleotides. The record is from the annotation of a GenBank genome assembly. NCBI's taxonomy places the organism in Eukaryota, Fungi, Ascomycota, Leotiomycetes, Helotiales, Helotiaceae.